Messenger RNA from Hypomesus transpacificus, 2068 nucleotides. It is a transcript of the gene gpt, whose product is annotated as glutamic--pyruvic transaminase. The transcript has 11 exons. Gene Ontology annotation, biological process: biosynthetic process. The record is from RefSeq and is a predicted model, not a curated record. The coding region runs from base 306 to 1970 and encodes 554 amino acids. Gene Ontology annotation, molecular function: pyridoxal phosphate binding; L-alanine:2-oxoglutarate transaminase activity. NCBI's taxonomy places the organism in Eukaryota, Metazoa, Chordata, Actinopteri, Osmeriformes, Osmeridae.
GAGGAGAUGGGGGUGGGAUACAAUCCUCUAUAACAGGGGUACACUUAGGGUGAACUGCCAUGUGUACAGUAAGAGAGAGCAAUCUGUACUUGAACAAGGGCUUUAACAUCCCCAUCUCAAACAGAACAGUAUAACACUUUCUCUGUUUUUAACGUCUUAUCUUAAUUGUAAGGUUCAAAGGUCUGCCCGGUUUUUUUUUCAAACGUGUGCCCGUUGUGCAACGCCACACACUAUUGGAUUCGUCGAGGGUGACGGUGGUUGCAGGCUUAACUACUUCGUAAAAAGUGUUAAAGAAACUUUGUACAAUGUUGCCGUACAGGAGUUUGCGCAUUUCAGUCAAGGGGCGAAAUUACUUGAUAUUAAGCAGCGGGGCACACAAUUCUCCUGGGCACCAGAGAUUCAGUGUCUGCUCAAUGAUGAUUUCCUCUCCGCUAUCCCCUUUUCAUUCUGUUGUUAGAACUUUAGGGAUAAGCGCAGCGCUGAGGGGUCGUGUUCAAGAGAGAAUGUCCGAAAACGGAGUGGCCUCUCGGGGCAAGGUGUUGACCAUCGACACCAUGAACCCCACCGUGAAGAAGGUUGAAUAUGCUGUGCGCGGACCUAUUGUGCAGCGCGCAGUGCAAAUUGAGAAGGAAUUAAAAGAGGGGGUCAAGAAGCCCUUUUCUGAGGUCAUCAAGGCCAACAUUGGUGACGCGCAUGCGAUGGGCCAGCAGCCAAUCACCUUCUUCCGUCAGGUCCUGGCACUCUGCUCAUACCCGGAACUCCUGAAUGACAAUAGUUUUCCAGAGGAUGCCAAAAGUAGAGCGCGUCGCAUUUUGAAGUCUUGUGGAGGGAGCAGUUUGGGUGCGUACAGCGCCAGUCAGGGUAUAGACUGUGUGCGUCAGGACGUGGCCGGCUACAUUGAACGCAGGGAUGGAGGUGUACCAAGCGAUCCAGACAACAUCUACCUCACCACAGGAGCCAGUGAUGGCAUUGUGACCAUGCUGAAGCUGCUGGUGUGCGGCGAAGGCCAAGAGCGGACGGGGAUCAUGAUCUCCAUCCCCCAGUACCCCCUCUACUCAGCCGCCCUGGCGGAGCUGGGCGCCGUGCAGAUCAACUACUACCUGAACGAGGAGCAGUGCUGGAGCAUGGACAUCAGUGAGCUGCAUCGCGCUCUGGAGGAGGCCAGGCGCCACUGCAACCCCCGGGCACUCUGCAUCAUCAACCCUGGGAACCCCACAGGUCAGGUCCAAAGCAGGCAGUGUAUUGAGGAUGUGAUCCGAUUCGCUGCAAAGGAGCGCCUGUUCCUAAUGGCUGACGAGGUGUACCAGGACAACGUGUAUGCAGAGGGAUGCGAGUUCCACUCCUUCAAGAAGGUUCUGUUUGAGAUGGGACCAGAGUAUUCCAGCACUGUGGAGCUGGCAUCCUUCCACUCCACCUCCAAGUGCUACAUGGGAGAGUGUGGUUUCCGCGGGGGCUACAUGGAGGUGAUCAACAUGGAUGGUGAGGUGAAGGACCAGCUAAGCAAGCUGGUCUCUGUCCGCCUGUGUCCCCCUGUCCCUGGUCAGGCCCUGAUGGACCUGGUGGUCAACUCCCCUCAGCCUGGAGAGCCGUCCCAUAACUCCUUCAUCAAGGAGCGCACUGCUACCCUCGGUGCCCUGGCAGAGAAGGCCCGUCUGACAGAGCAGAUUCUGAACACGGUGCCUGGCAUCAGCUGCAACCCCGUACAAGGGGCCAUGUACUCCUUCCCCCGCAUCACCCUGCCAGACAGAGCUAUCAGAGAGGCCCAGGAAAUGGGCCAAGCUCCAGAUAUGUUCUACUGUAUGAAGAUGCUGGAAGAGACUGGGAUCUGCCUGGUCCCUGGCAGUGGCUUUGGACAGAAAGAGGGGACCUACCACUUCAGAAUGACCAUUUUGCCUUCAACUGACAAGCUGAAGAUCCUGCUGGAAAAAGUGAAGGAGUUUCACCAGCAGUUCACCCAGCAGUAUUCCUAACCACCCUUGUCUCUCAGUCAAUCUGUUAACAUACUGUUUAUAGCACCAUCAGAAUGAAUCUGCCUCCCAGUGCCUUUAACACAGUGGCUGUGGCGGCG